GACUAGUUCACUCCCACUUCUGUAGAAAGAUCCACAACCAAGACAGGAGAUCAGCACGUUCUCCUGUUGCUAUCUCUGGAUUUCUGUCAACUUUGGACUCUUUUUAGAGGGAGGGGCUCAGAUUUUGUUAAAAUACAUUAAAACUAUUUACAAGCCUGAUAGUUUCAAAGAAAAUUCCAGCGUGGGAACAGACUGCUCCUGAAAUGGGCUUUAGGAAGGAACUAUUCAUACUGGGGUUUGUGUGUUUGCUGAAGUCUUGUUUAUGUGAAUCAAGAGAAGAAAGUGGAAACUGUGGAGAAAAGUGCGUGGAAGACGAGUGUGGAAAAUAUUCAACGUGCAUCAAUACGAGCUGCGGCUACCACUGUUUGUGCAAUGACGGGUUUGAAAAUUCAAAAGGGAUUCGUGAAUUCAAAUUUCAGGAGGGGCAGUGCCUUGAUAUCAACGAAUGUGCCAAAAAUAAAACCAUUUGUGGUCACAUGGCUAAAUGUAAUAAUAUGAUCGGGGGCUACAAUUGCAAGUGCAACUUUGGGUACAUCAAAAGAAGUAACGACAGCAUCGCACCUCAGUGUGAAGAUAUAGAUGAAUGCAACGAAGCCGAGAAAAACCAUGAAUCCAUUUGUGGUGUUAAGGGAACUUGUAAGAACAUUAAUGGGAGUUAUUGGUGCAAAUGUCCAAAAGGAUACACCAACUAUGACAACGAAAGGACGCCAUGCUCAAAGCUCAACUGUGACAGCUUCUCUGUCAGAAAUCCUUCACAGUCACUUGGAGGCCUGGCAGACAUAUUGUCCAUGAUGAAAAACAGCUGUUUGGCUUUAUCUGACUCAACGGUUCCUGGUGAAGGGAAGGCCAAUGGAGAGGCGCUGCUAGAGAAACUUUUGACAGCGACCGAUUCGAUUCUGUCUCCUGGACCUGUGAUAACCAGUGCAGAUGUGAGCGGGCUGCUCGGUACCAUGGAGAACUCCAUUUUACUGAUCGGUCCUCAGCUCAAAGGCAACGGCACCAAGAUGGGGACCACUGAGAUGGAUGCACAAAUCGCUGUUCAAAGAGGAAAAACCCGACCAACUGGACCGCUUCAUCUGACCAAUGAAUUUGCCAGUUUGAACACCGACUGGACAACAGCAGCGGGGACGGGGCAAUACCCUGGUUUUGCUCUGGCGGCAUUGUUGAGCUACAAGAACCUCGAGGGAUCAAUGAACAGGUCUUUUGAGGAGAUUGAAAAAGAAGAUGAAAAAGAAGACGGGUCUUUCCAGAUUUUCUCCAAAAUCGUUUCUGUUGUGGUUUCCAACCCGUCCACUCAGAACCUGAGCAGCUCGGUCAACAUCACCUUCGGACAUCUAAGGGACAUGGAGGAGUCCCGUGAGGUGAGCUACAUGUGUGCGUACUGGAAAGAAAGCGGAGCCUGGUCAACAGAUGGUUGCUCUCAGCUACACUCCAAUGCCACACACACUGUGUGUACAUGUAGACAUCUGAGCAGCUUUGCUGUGCUGAUGGCCCUUUACCCCGUGGAGCCUGACUACGGACUAGAAAUGCUGACCAAGAUCGGACUCAGCCUGUCGCUGGUGUGUCUGGUUCUGAGCAUCCUGACGUUUAAAUUCUGCCGAUCCAUUCAGGGGACUCGCACCACCAUCCACCUCCAUCUCUGCAUCUGCCUUUUCAUGGCUGACCUCGUCUUUCUGGUUGGCAUUUCUCAAACUGAACCUGAGGGAGGCUGCAGGUUUGUCGCUGGGUUGCUCCACUUCUUCUUCCUGGGUGUGAUGACCUGGAUGCUUUUAGAAGGUGUGCAGCUGUACCGCAUGGUCGUCCUGGUGUUUAACGCCACCAUCCGGCCCCUCUACCUGUACCUCUUUGGUUAUGGGAUCCCUCUGGCCAUCGUUGUGUUGUCGGCCAUCAUCAGACCAAAGGGAUACGGCACUAAGCAACACUGCUGGCUGUCCCUGAAGGAUGGUCUCAUCUGGAGCUUUUUCGGGCCUGUGUGCUUCAUCAUCAUCCUCAACAUCUUCUUCUUCAUCAUCACUGUCUGGAGGCUUGCACAAAAGUUCACCACACUCAACCCAGACCUCUCCAAGCUGCACAAAAUUAGAGCUUUCACAGUGACUGCCGUGGCCCAGAUGUGCAUCCUGGGCCUGAUGUGGGUGUUCGGGGCCUUCUUGUUUGAUGAGGGCAUGACAGUGGUGGAAUACUUUUUCACCAUCCUCAACAGCCUGCAGGGUGUCCUGGUCUUCGUCAUGCACUGCCUGCUGUCUAAACAGGUGAGAGAUGAGUAUGUCCAGUUCCUGUCCUGCAUCUGCACACCACAGACGAAGAGAUACUCAGAUUUCAGCAGCACAAAUCCCUCCAGCAGCCAGUCGCAAGGUUCCCGGAGUGGGCAGCACACCGGAGAAUCCCAAAUCUGAAGAACUUGACCUUCAUCACUGCCUCAAGGACAGGUUAUCACACCUUUUUUAUGGCUAAAUGUCCCAUUUUUAAAACUCUCCAACCCACCCCUUCAAAAUAAACCUCUGUGAUUUUUGUUCACUAGUCGGAAAAUGAAGCACUGACUCUGCAGCCAGAUGAAGUUAUUACAGUCAAAUAUUGAAUUGCUUAAUAGAUUUCAUUAGAAGGAUUGGGAAUCAAAUUUUACAUCAAAUAUGACCAACAGAAAUGGGAAAUCGUUUUAACUGCAGAUUACGUUAACAGUCCAAACAAAUAUUUUUUUGUUUAAAACAAAAAUAUUUAUUGAAAUUUUACAUUAAACCUGAAAAAUACGACUGUUCUUUAGGUUUAUACUCUUUUUUUUGCAUCAAGAAGCGCCCCCUGCUGGUCAUAGGAAAAAAAUACAAAUCUAGAUAUUUCUAACGGGCUUUGGGUGUGAGAAUGUGUUGCUUGUUAGCUAAAGUAAAGAAUUUUUUUUUACUUUAAAUUUCCUUUGAACUUUAGCAUAAGUUGUUUUAUAUAUUUAAUUAUAUAUUUAAAGUUUAUGGUACUGGCAGCAAGAAGCUCCUACUUAACUUUAAAGGGAGACACAACAGAAGCACAACAGUUAAACAGCAGACUUUUCACAUGAUAGCAAACCAGGCCCAGUAUUGACCAGAACAUUGGAUAUUUACCUUUUGAUUUGAGCGAUCCUCCUCACUGACACUCCUGUCGAACACCUCCCAUCACUAGAAAGAACUCCUUAAACAAUAAACUAAAUGAAAUCAGCUGUUAUUCAUGAGCUAUGGCGGUCAGCUGAUCCACAUAUCACUUCUAUUAUAAGCUGUUUUGCCUUUAGAGGGAUUAAAAGUGAGCUUUUAUUGCUGUAUUUAUUUUAGACUUUAGACGUUGACAUGAUUGUGAGCAAAUAUUUUGUACUAUAUUUUUUAUAUAAAUUUAAAUGUUACAUGUAAAAAUAGGUUUGUUUAUUAUUUCGAGAUGUACUGUAUUUAAAGUAUUAAAGUUUUUUGUUUAUGGUUGACCAAAUAGUUUAAAGAGAGCAACAAAAUAAGUGAUGUUUAAUUUCUGAAUCACUUAUGGCUAUUUUCAACAUCCCCAUCGGAGCUGUGCUCUUUUCACUUUUACUUUUCUGAACCAAGUGGACAAAUAUGGGACACAGCAGUUUGCGUAAUUAACUAAGCAGACCCACCCUGCUGAUAGGGCUGCAGCUUCCUUCUAUCCAGUGAUGUUUAUCCCACAAAAAUCUGUUUGUUGUUGUUUAUUUUAGAAGUACUGUAAGACUGCAGCCCUGAAAUGUUGAGUUAAUGGGAUUUGUACCUAUGUGAAUUUAUUUAAAUGCACUUUUCUGUUGAAUAAAUGAUUAUUCACUCAUGUACAAAAACUCAAAAAUACAAAAUCUGAUUUAUAAGAACUGAUCAAGUCAAAGUGGUUUGAAAAAUCCAUAUUUUAAUAGUUUUUAUUUCUUUAUUUUUUUAGUUUGUACAUGUGACUGAACCUUUAUGCUUUUAUCAGUACUUUGUGAUAUUUUACUGCAAGAAAAUGCUUUUAUGUAAAGAAAAAGCCAAAUACACAAAGGAGCUUUUCGUGAAUGUAAAAACGAUUGUUAUUAGAGUGAACUGUGGUUAAAAAUGCUUUUUUUUUUUUUUUUUUUUUUUACUUUGCCUACUUGUAUUUUUGUAAAUAUUCACCAGUGAGUUAAUUAAAGCUUCGUCUUAAAACCUCUA
Molecule: messenger RNA, 4136 nt
Organism: Nothobranchius furzeri (turquoise killifish)
Lineage: Eukaryota; Metazoa; Chordata; Actinopteri; Cyprinodontiformes; Nothobranchiidae
Product: adhesion G protein-coupled receptor E5
Biological process (GO): adenylate cyclase-activating G protein-coupled receptor signaling pathway; cell surface receptor signaling pathway
Cellular component (GO): plasma membrane
Molecular function (GO): calcium ion binding; G protein-coupled receptor activity
Source: RefSeq, a predicted model, not a curated record